AUGAGCAACGCUUGGCCUUCCGGGGCCGCUCAAGAUGGCGCCCAACCCGAUACACCCAUAGAAGACGUCGCCGAUACUGGUGAGAUCGCGGAUCUGCCCGGUGAGGCUGAACAACCCGAUCUGCCACCUGUUCCUGCGCCGCCAACAACAUCACGGCCUCCUCUUCAGCGCAACAAUUUGCAAGGCAUUCCUCCAGCCGCGCCUAUGGCACCCCCUCCCUCGAACGACCAACCGCCUGCGACCGACUCCCUCUCUCUGCAACAGUUGCGCCACAUUGUGGCCGAGUUUAAUCGUGCUGAGCCUGUUGCCUACGAUUUUGAGUACACCGACAUAGGUCCCCAUGCCGAAGAGAUAGACGAAUGGUUCACUUAUCAGGUGCCCCAGUGGGUGCGCCUCAGUGCUGCGCAAGGAGCGUUUAAGUGGCACUGGCAGCAUGAGGCGAGGUCUCAGGACACAUGGGAUGAUGCAGACAACGACACGCGGACACGAUUUGUUCAAACAGCUAUUGCGGGUGUGCAGUCCAAUGAUGCUGCAUUGAGGUCAGCAUCGAUUGGGAAAUUAGUAUAUCUUGUGUUAGGACGCUGGAACGACACGGCUAUGUCGAAUGCGACGCCUGGGGAUAGCCGGUCUGUUGCCAGUAUUUCGCAGUUGCAAGCUAUCAAGGCCGGGGUUGAAUGCCUCACAUCCUUGGACGGCUUACCUGUCAUUUGGGAAGCUCUGCGGCAUAGUUUCGAAGUACAAUGGUCAGGGGAACCUCUGGGGCAGCAUACUAGCGCCCAGGAAGCCCAAGAUGAGUUGUUAAACCUCAUGACUAUUAUGUACAUUGCGAUACAAGAGACCUUGAAUGACCCAGAAGACAUGGCUUCUACAUACGGAAAGCUUUUGGAACUUAACCCCUCGUUGGUUGAUUAUAUGUUUACAGCAACCUCGAAACUACGUUGGGAUGAGCAAAAUGCUAUGCCUCAGACCCAGAUACUUUUACUGUUCUGGAAAUCGAUCUUAUUGGUUUUUGGCGGCACCGAGGAGCUUGAAGCCAUCAAAAAAGCAACCAACGAAAUGGGUGAUCAGGCAGCUGAUAAAAAGACCAUCACGGCCUCACCCUUAGACUACCAUGUCUUCCGUCAAGAAAUCACCUCAAAAUAUCCAGCAUAUGUUCCUCCACGCCCAGCCAUUCCCCUCGAAGCAGAUAACACCUCUCUAUUGCCCCCUCUCUCAAGCCAAGUAUCGAGGAAUAAUGGAGCUAACGGUAUCAUUCCCGCACCGCCUCAAAUCCACAAUGGGGGGACGUCAAUUCUUGACCAGCCGGUACAUAUUGCAACUCCUGCCCCGUCACCACCCCCAUCACCAGCGGUGGGCGGCAAAGGAGGUAAGAAACAAAAUUACCAGACGAAUCAGAACUUCCCUUUCAUGUAUCCACCUCUAGAUGCCUCGAGUAACUAUGCUGGUGGUAAGGGACCUGCAGGCAAUGCCCUCGUUGGCCGAAAAUGGGAGGGAAGUGACAUUCCCGCCUCUAUUCUUGAGGCCGGAGAGCUAUUUUCUAAACGAGUCAGGAUGACUCGGGCAACCCGUCAACUUUGGGAAGAACGCGAGCGCUUUCUCAAGUUCGAGCGCGGCUAUAAUAGUGACCUAGACGACGACGAUGAAAUCGAGGGUCUGGAUCUCAACCAACUUACUCUAGAAGAGCAGGAGAUACUCAAAGAGAUUAAGGCAGAAACCAAGGCCGAGGAAAAGGCCAAAAACCCAGUUGCCCCCAAACCAGAGAUAGACUUUGGUCCUCGGCCAGAACUUUUGUCUGAACGAGACAAACAGCGACUUAUUGCUGUGGAAAAGUUUUAUCGUGAUGCCUUGCCUCAUCUUCAAUCGCUUGUAAUAGUACUGCUACGACCGAUUCUUCUUAAUGUGACAGCAAUCGUCUCACAGCAGCCUCAACAAGUACCUCCGGCGAUGGGCAGAGGAAAUAACCCUGGGAUGAACGGCGGCCCUGCAGCUAAUAGGCAACAACAGGAAAUGCCAGGGCAAAAUCCCCCCAAGCCCCCAACGCCAGAAUUAACCCUGGAAGAAGUUGACGCUGCAAGGACGCGGGAAAUCACUUCGAAAGCCAUGACGGGAAUCUUGAUCCUGUUAUUGAAAUGGCUGCGGGUUUCUCAUGUGCUCAAAUUUGAGUACAUGACACAACUUCUACUGGACUCCAACUACGUCCCUCUCGUUCUCAAACUCUUUGCUCAUCAAGAUGUUCAGCAAGUGGUUGACAGCAAAAUGGACCGUGCUGAGAACAGCUUCUUCCACUUCUGCAACCUGUUGUCACAAUCCAGAGAUAAGACAAGCUCAGAUGCGGCGCAAGAUGACGAAGAUGAUGAAGAGAUAGAGGAGAGCGAAGAUGAGGCAGCGCCCCCGCCAAUUAAGUUGCGGCGAUCGCUGCCAACACAGCAUGACGACGACGCAGAUUCCAACAGUGAUGGCCAGGCAUCUUCGACGAGGCCUGAAGUCGAUGAGCUCGGUUAUCCUCUGAACUCACAACCGACAGAGCCUAUUACAGACUUCUCGCGGCGUAACUUUUUCUCUCUUAUCAACUACCUUAGAGUGAUGCAAAAGAUUUGCAAAAACAAAGCACACCGAAACUUGUUACUUGUCCAGUACAAGUCGUCGACUAUUCUUCGAAAGUCUCUCAAAGUGCCCCAGCCGGAGCUACGCCUCUACACACUCAAGUUGUUCAAAAACCAAGUUCCAUAUUGCGGCCAGCUGAAGGACGAAUGGCUUGCGGGCAGCGACGUGGACGCUGAGGUGGAUGCCGCGCUUCCAUUGGAGCAAGCAUUGCGGAGUCUUACCCACUGGCUCAAUGUUCGACGGUACCCGGACAAGAUAGCUCCAGAUAUUCGAGCUGCCAUGCGCGAUGACCAAGACUUUUUCUCUCGGGAGCUAGAGAAGCUGGAAUUAAAUUGGACAGAUGGAGGGGGCGAUGACGGAAUGAGCGAAUUGGAGCCCGGAGAAGCCUGGUGA
Molecule: messenger RNA, 2997 nt
Organism: Fusarium coffeatum
Lineage: Eukaryota; Fungi; Ascomycota; Sordariomycetes; Hypocreales; Nectriaceae
Exons: 8
Coding region: 1-2997 (998 amino acids)
Biological process (GO): cytoskeleton organization
Cellular component (GO): cytosol
Source: RefSeq, a predicted model, not a curated record